Molecule: messenger RNA, 2856 nt
Organism: Eimeria necatrix
Lineage: Eukaryota; Apicomplexa; Conoidasida; Eucoccidiorida; Eimeriidae
Product: glucose inhibited division protein A, putative
Exons: 8
Coding region: 1-2856 (951 amino acids)
Biological process (GO): tRNA wobble uridine modification; tRNA methylation
Molecular function (GO): flavin adenine dinucleotide binding
Source: RefSeq, a predicted model, not a curated record
AUGGAAUUAAAAAGAAACUUUAAUGAAGAAAACUGGAGAAGACAUGAGCAUGCCGUGCUCCAGCAGCAGCAGCAGCAGCAGCAGCAGCAGCAGCAGCAGCAGCGGCGGCAGCGGGUGUGCGGGGUCCGCCUCGCGGACGGCAGGGAAGUCCGAGCUGCUGCUGUUGUGCUUGCUGCUGGCACUUUUCUAGAUGCUGCUGUUGCUGUCGGCAGCAGCAAAGUUGCGGGGGGGCGCAUGCACUCUGCAGCAGAGGCAGCAGCAGCAGCAGACGCGCGCCACCCGCUGCGCCUCCAGCAGCAGCAGCAGCAGCGGCAGCAGCAGCAGCAGCAGCAGCAGCUGCCUCCAGCCAUCUGCAACGUCGAACCAGCAGCAAAAGGACUCGCGAAGGCGCUGCACCGCCUGGGCCUACAAACUACCUACUUUAAGACAGGAACCCCCGCUCGGCUGCUGGGGUCUUCCGUGGACUUCUCGAAGCUGGAGCGGCAGCCGUCGGACCCGACGCCGCGUCCGUUUUCAGGUGUACAUACACCUGAGCAGCUGCGGAGGCGCAGCAAACUCUGGGUGGACUGUUUUGUUGGCCACACAAAUAAAAAAACUUCGGAAAUUGUGAAACUCCAUUUGCAGAGUCUUCCGCAGCACAGGGGCGACCAGGGCCGCGGAGUGGGGCCCAGGUACUGCCCCUCCAUCGCCAACAAGAUUCGUCAGUUUCCACACAACCCCUCCCACGUGGUUUGGCUGGAGCCCGAAGACCCCUCGAUGUCAGUGAUAUACCCCGGGGGUUUGUCGGGAGCCUUUCCUGCUGCAGUGCAGCAGCAGCUGCUGCAGUCCGUGCCGGGGCUGGAAGCAGCAGUGCUGCUGCGGCUGGCCUACGAUGUGGAGUACUUGGUAGUUAAGGGCAGCGAGGUGCAGCAGACGCUGCAGGCCAAGAAUGUCGAGGGCCUCUUUGUUGCAGGACAAGUCCUGGGGACCACAGGAUAUGAAGAAGCAGCAGCACUGGGCCUCCUCGCGGGCUGGAACGCGGCGCUGUUUGCCCUUGCGCAGAAGGCUGGAAGCAGGAGAACUGCAGCAGCAGCAGCACGAGCAGCAGGAGCUGCGGCAGCAGCAGCUCAAGCGUCAGAAGCCGCAGCAGCAGCAGCAGCGGCGGCGGCGGAUCCCGCUGCUGCUGCUGCUGGCGAGCCGUCCGGAGCAGCAGCAGCAGCUUCGGAGUCUUUGCAAGCAGCUCCCGCUUCUCCUCCCGCAGGCAGCAGCAGCAGCAGCGGCGACAGCAGCAGCAGCGGCGGCGGCGGGAGCCAGCAGCCGGCAGCAGCAGCAGCAGCAGCAGCUGCUGCUGCUGCACUGCCCCCCUUCGUGGUGCUGGACCCCCUGCAGUCCAUGACCGGGGCAGUGGUCCAGCAACUGACCAGUGGUCACGCUCAAGAGCCGCUGCGGGCUUUUGCUGCUCGCCUUCGCUCGCGGCUGCGGGUCCGCUGCGACAACGCAGCAGAGCGGCUGCUGCCUGCUGCGCUGCAGGGGGGCCUUUUUGCUGCUGCCCACAAAAGAGUUCGCCGGGAGCAGCAGCGGAUUCGCCACGUCAACAGACUCACGCAGCUCGUGGGCCAAUUUGAACUGUCAGCUUCGCGGUGGUCUUUUUUGCUUUCGCGAGCAAUAUCUUGUUUGGAGCAGCUGCAGCAGCACGCCGGCGCUGCUGCUGCAGCCACGCCAGCAGCAGCAGCAGCAGCAGCAGCGACAACAGCAGCAGCAGCCUCAGCAGCAACGCCGGCGGGCUUGGCCGCAGGCUGGUCUGCGGGCGGCGCUGCUGCAGUGCCCUCUGCUGCUGCUGCUGCAGCAAACGGGUUUCCUGCUGCUUACGCGCAGCUAAUCCACGCCCCGCUGCAGCUGCUGCUGCUGGGCCUCAAAGCCUGGGCAGCAGCUGUGGGGCCCGGGGCCCGCAGGUGGUCUGGGGCCCAGCUGCUGGCAGCUUUGCCUCCCGUGCUGCUGAAGCUGGAGCAGCAGCAAACCCAAGGGCAGGCUGCUGCAGCAGCAGCAGCUCCCCAGCUGCUGCCAGCUCCCCCGAAGCCCACGCAGAGGCAGCAAGCAGCAGCAGCAGAGCCGCAAGCAGCAGCAGCAGAGCCGCAAGCAGCAGCAAACAUGCGGCAAGCAGCAGCAAAUGAGCAGCACACAGCAGCAGCCGAGCAUGCAGCGGCAGCAGAGCAGCAAACAGCUGCAGCGGAGCAGGACGCAGCAGCAGCAAAGCAGCACGCAGCAGCAGCAAAGCAGCACGCAGCGGCAGCAGAGCAGCACGCAGCGACAGCGGAGCAGCAGACAGCAGCAGCAGAGCAGCACGCGGCAGCAGCAGAGCAGCACGCGGCAGCAGCAGAGAAGCAAACAGCAGCAGCAGACGCAAACGAGCCCCCAGCGAAGUCCCCAGCGGGGGCCCCACAGGGGGCCCCCCCGCAGGGGCCCCCUCGGGGGGGCCUCCAGGGGGCCCCCCGGGGGGGCCCCCCGGGGGCCCCUGAGGAGGCCCUAGAACAAAGAGAAGCAGCAGCAGCAGAGUCCAACGAAUUGAUUCCUGAAGUCAUCAACAGAGAACUUUAUCCUUUUUUGUGUUUGGAAGAAAUCGAAAAUCUGCAGCGCCAAAAACCCCACACUUUCCGGGAGGCGCAUUUGCUGGGCUCUCUGCGGCCCUCUUCUUUGCUGCAGCUCUUCCGGGCGAAGCGUCAGCAGCAGCAGCAGCAGCAGCGGCAGCAGCAGCAGCAGCGGCAGCAGCAGCAGCAACGACAGAGGCAACAGCAACAGCAACAGCAACAGCAACAGCAACGGCAACAGCAACAGCAGCAGCAGCAGCAGCAGCAGCAGCAGCAGCAAGGGAGUGAAUAG